Messenger RNA from Galeopterus variegatus (Sunda flying lemur), 639 nucleotides. RefSeq names its product latrophilin-3-like. The record is from RefSeq and is a predicted model, not a curated record. Gene Ontology annotation, biological process: signal transduction. The transcript is spliced from 3 exons. The coding region runs from base 103 to 639 and encodes 178 amino acids. Gene Ontology annotation, molecular function: carbohydrate binding. Lineage: Eukaryota; Metazoa; Chordata; Mammalia; Dermoptera; Cynocephalidae.
CCGUUGGUCUUGGAGUACAGAAGAGGAAUCAGAAAUACGCUUAUUUAGUUACACUUUUGAAACACUCAUUCUUGAGAAACUCUCAAGCCCGAGUACACAGCCAUGUGGCCAUCACAACUACUAAUCUUCAUGAUGCUCUUAGCACCAAUAAUUCAUGGUGGCAAGCACAGUGAGCGACAUCCAGCCCUUGCUGCUUCACUGCGACAUGCUGAGCGCAGCCCAGGAGGCGCUCCACCACCCAGACAUCUCCUUCAGCAGCCAGCUGCAGAGCGUGCCACUGCUCAUCGCGGACAAGGGCCUCGCGGAGCUACCAGAGGAGUUCGUGGUCCAGGUGCCCAAGGAGCACAGCUUGCAGCCCAAGCUUUCAGCCGUGCCCCAAUUCCGAUGGCCGUGGUCCGCAGAGAGCUCUCCUGUGAGAGUUACCCUAUAGAGCUCCGCUGUCCAGGAACAGACGUUAUCAUGAUUGAAAGUGCCAACUAUGGGAGGACUGAUGACAAAAUUUGUGACUCUGACCCUGCUCAGAUGGAGAAUAUCCGUUGUUAUCUGCCAGAUGCCUAUAAGAUUAUGUCUCAAAGGUAUGACACUUCUAAUACUUUUCUUUGCGCAUAUAAUAUAAACCUUCAGUAUGUGCUUGUGUGA